Molecule: messenger RNA, 3032 nt
Organism: Actinia tenebrosa (Australian red waratah sea anemone)
Lineage: Eukaryota; Metazoa; Cnidaria; Anthozoa; Actiniaria; Actiniidae
Source: RefSeq, a predicted model, not a curated record
CUCAAAUCUGGAAAAUAAGUCAAGGAAAAAGGUUCAAUAAACCAACAUUGACUCCUCUAGCUGAAGUAUCUCGCGUUGUGCCCUAGUGGAAUUCCAAUAUUUUUCAUCUCCAGUAUAUAGGAAGGAAACUAAAGGAAAGGUCUUAGCGGUCAGACACAGCAGAUGUUUCCACGCACCAUUCAACCACAAUAGCUCUUGUUCCAGUAAACCUGCCUCGUCAUUAUCAUUUCGUAUGGUCUGAGUACCAAUUGUUUUCUCAAAGAAGCCAUUCGUCUUCUUAUUGUCUGGAUAAGCAUAUUCCAAAUCAGUUUUGAUAAGAGAGGUGUUUAUAGUAAACAAACACAGAACGAACGUCUUGAUGCAAGAGUUGCCGGAAUUCAGCUGAAACUUAGCUUGCAUUUAAAMCAAGCGUUGCUGAAAUCUAUACAGUGGAAACAAGACUUGGGCAGAAGCUAUGCGAAGCUUCAUUAUUAUCAUCAAAAGGGUAGUGGAACUACAUGGUUUUAUUUUAAAACUAUCAAAAUGAACUAGCAGUGGAAACGCAGCUAAAGAAAGUAACUUUACAAGAUUAGAAUUAUAAGACAAAAUUCGAUUAAUGUAGUGUUGCUUGGCAAUUGAAGUACAUCAGUGUUGCUGCUGAACACUCUACUGCAAUUUGGAUUCGUAAAAUCUGGCAAGGCUUGAACUCAGAUCAAUUACAGUUAAUGAGCAUCUUGACAAGAUYAUAUAUAUAAUUCUUCAGUCAGUUUUCAGUUUUCUAGUGUCCUUUUUGCUUUGCAUGAKAUUGGAGAAAACAUUAAUUGGAUCGCUGUAGACCGUUUGAUUCGCUUCCCUGCAUCAGUGGAGAAAACGACUAUUCAUUCGUACCUUGAUUCCUGAACCAGCCAAAUGGCUCAUAUAGUACGUUGAUAUUUAUCUCAUUUGCAGAAAUUUCCUUGAGAAAUUCUGGAACGAACAGUAAUGUAAAGGUGUUAAUUGCUGAAGUUAAUCCAAGUUGCCAAGAGAGAUUGAGUGGGAUUUAAUUUUACAAAUAAAGUUACAGUUUUUUCCAACAUUAUAUUAAUGAGUGUGAGCGUAGAAAUACAGCGGAAAAAUAAUGUUAGUGCAACGAAUUAAUUUCUGUGACAAUUUUAUCAGAGGAAAAGAAGCAUUGGAAAUUUGACCGACAAGUAACGUGACAAAAAGGCAAUGUCUGCCCUGCAAUUGUGAUGGUACUAUUGAUUUCGUAUUUAUGAAACAAUAAAUACAUGACGACGACAAGAAACGCCAUCUGCAGCUGAUAAAAAUAUACAUAUAUACCAGUGCUGCAUGAAUCACUGUGGUUAUUUCAGUAUACAAACAAGAGAUUAACAAUCUGGAGGAAUCAGAAGAAAACAAAAUUAUAUAACAGAAGUAUCAUCUACUUUUUGUGGAAUUUGCAUGAAUUGAACUCCACAAUCUACUUGCGCACAACAUUUAAGAAUCAAAGACUGGAGCAAAGUAGGCAUUAUAUUGUUUGCUUCAAAAUAUCUAUAUAACUUUGAAUAUUGAGCACUGGAUUGAAGUUUAUACCCCAACAGUACAGUUCCCAGCAAAUUCGGUGCAUCAUCAGCUGUUUAACUUGAUGAUAUAUUUGAGCUUUGUACCACUAUAUAAGAAUCACCGCAGUCUGGGGCUGAACUGACUUCAUGCUUUAAAAUAACUAUAACAGUGAGUACUGAGCAAUAAAAGGAAGCGUGGACACGAAGUACUUAUUAUUAAAACUAAUUGCAGUUUCCAGGUAAUAACUGUACGUGUCAUCAAUUCUUCGAGAAAAAACAUUGCAACCGGGUCGGUCUUGUCUCUACAAAAAUAGCACUAAAUAUUACAGUGUCUAACAAUUCAGUUUGGCGCUAACAGUUAUAGCGUAAUAUGUCCACACCAAUCACUAAAGCAAUGGCUAAGGCCAAGCCUCACACACCAACGCCUGGAGAAGAAAGGACGAGGGAGGAAAAGACUUCGGAGGAAACAGGCUUACCAGCAAUUGACAUACUGUCACUUUGUGCUCAAACCGAACGACAUUAUCAAAAAGAAAGGCAAAACACAAAAGAUAAACGUUUAACACGGAUCCACAACACCAGAAACCACAUUUCCAAGUCUUYAAAUUACGGAAUAGAUGGCAGCUUCCCCCCAAGGAUUAGCAGYUGGAGCCACAAGACAAGGCAUUUCCGGGGGKUGCAAGGAGGUUCCAGAUGCAGAAGUGAAAUGUCUUUCACGCCCGAUGAGACCACACGUUUCCAGAGCCCAAAAUCUGGGUUUUCUAGUCCAUGUUUCCAAGGGAGUACCCCACCAAUACGCUGCCGACUUCAGAGCUACCCUCCUGGUGUACGAAGCAUGAGUUCCUGUGGGGGACCUGGUACGCAGGAUUUUAUGGUUUCAAGGGCAAGCCUAAAUAAGAGACCAAAGAAGCGACAUUUAAGCUUCAAAACGGACGUCCAAGGAAAUAUAACGAAUGUUUCCGGAAAGGAUGCGAGAGAGACGAGCGUUCCCCGACAAUAUACCGAUUCAAAGCUCUCGUCUUCUCGAAAGAAAUCGAGUAGCUCCGACGAGGGUAGUAGCCAAUCAAAAKUGCCGUACUUUGGACAAAAUGUUUGGCUUCCUGACGCAAAGUAUGAUGUCUCAAACGURGUUAUUGUGCCGGGAGAACAUUUUCAGGAUUCUAAAUUUCCUAGUAACGAAUCACUGGAUGAAAUUUUGGAGGUUCAAGAUAGAGCUCCUUCGGUUGUGAAGAAAAUUGACAUUAAACUGCCGUGUUUAGAAAAUUAAAGUACGGGUUUAAAGACCAAUCCCUUUUCGGGUUGYGCUACAAAAUUAUAAACAAGUCACGUGACUAACUGAUCACGUGAUCUUUGGGUGAUUAAAAAAUCGAUCAACCAUUCAAAAUAAAUACUACGCGAUCACGUGCAAUUUGGGUGAUAAGAGUUAACCAUUCAAAAAACGUAUUUUGAAAGUGAGCUAUUACUUGUGUGUUUUUAAAAAUUCGUAAGAUAUGGCUAACUUAAAAUGAAAAUUGA